GCAGGAAAUGCCCGGGAGAGGGUGUCACCUGCCCCUGGACUUGUUGAUUCCCCGGUGCCCGGAGCCCGGAGGACGAGCUCGCUCACCUGGCGCCCGGUCCGGCCCCGGGAGCCCCCGCCGCGCGCAGUCAUGAGCAAGUUGGGCAAGUUCUUUAAGGGGGGCGGCUCGUCCAAGAGCCGCGCGGCCCCCAGCGCCCCCGAGGCCUUGGCCAGGCUCCGGGAGACCGAGGAGAUGCUGGGCAAGAAGCAAGAGUACCUGGAAAACCGAAUCCAGAGAGAACUCAGCCUGGCCAGGAAGCACGGCACGCAGAAUAAGAGAGCUGCCCUGCAGGCUCUCAAGAGAAAGAAGAGAUUUGAGAAGCAGCUCUCUCAGAUUGACGGCACACUCUCCACCAUCGAGUUCCAGAGAGAAGCCCUGGAGAACUCACACACCAACACCGAAGUGCUAAGGAACAUGGGCCUGGCGGCCAAAGCCAUGAAAUCCAUUCAUCAAAACAUGGACCUAAACAAAAUAGAUGAUUUGAUGCAGGAGAUUACAGAGCAACAGGACAUUGCUCAAGAAAUCUCAGAGGCAUUUUCCCAGCGGACUGGAUUUGGUGAUGAAUUUGAUGAGGAUGAGUUGAUGGCAGAGCUGGAAGAACUGGAGCAGGAGGAAUUAAAUAAGAAGAUGACAAACAUCCGACUUCCAAACGUGCCUUCCUCCUCCCUCCCCUCGCAGCCCGCUAGGACGCCAAGCGCAGCCUCUGCGCGCCAGCCCCGGGCAGCAUCUUCCCGGAGGAGGGCGGAAGACGACGACGAUGAUAUCAAACAACUGGCAGCUUGGGCCACUUAAAUUAAAACAGGAAUUCUUUCCGUCUAUAGGAGCUAUGCAGGACACAUGAGAAAGCAGGUUUUUUCCAAGUUCAGAAUGUAACAAAGGUCCUAUGUUUUGUGUGCGACUGGAUGAGUAAUUGUUUUUAAAGUUUGUGAGUCAAAGUUUUCAAAGGAGUUGCGUGCAGAUGGAAUCGGGGUGGAAUGGGGCUUCCUGGUCACUUCUUGCCCCACCCCUCACCUUCCCCGGGGGCCUUCUAGCAUAUUCUCUCCUGUAUUUCUGAUGCUGGCACAGAGUUGGUGCUUGCUGAACAUUUGUGGAAAGGAAAACAAUUCUGAUGACUCAUAAACCCCAAGUUUGGAGCAGGAGAGAUAGCAGAGCCCUUAGGGCACUUGCCUUGCAAGCAGCUGACCCGGGUUCGACCCCCAUCACCCCCUGUGGUCGGCCAUGCAUCUCCAGGAGUAAUUCCUAAGCGCAGAACUUGGAGCAACUCCUGAGCACUGCCAGGUGUGGCCCCCAAACCAAAAAGACAACAGAAAAGAAAGCAUGCUUUUGGAAGGCGUUUAGGAGAGCGGCGUUUAUGCUCACUGGGGGAGUCACUGUCUUUUCUGUACCCAUUAAGUCCUUGCUGUGGAUCCACGUUAGACGGGGUAGCAGUUGCUGUCACUGUGAAGACCCCGUCUCUUCUGAGAGUGACUUUAUAUAGACAAGGCCCCCGCGUGAGUCUAUACGGAAAUGGUUUUAUUUGCUUCUCACCAUUUGAAACAUUAAAAGGGCCUUAAUUGACAUUUAUUAUGCCAAUUAAGCUCGAAAUGGGGCAAUGGCUGCGUUUCCCCAAAUGUCUGAAAGCACUAACAGCCUGGGCUGUUAGGAGAGUCCCCUGGGUGUCGUCAAGUCACUUAGGGAGCUGCGUUAACCAGCCUGGGCCAUUAUGGUGCCGUUCGGGCUCAGCUCACUACAGUGGCGAUGUUCAUUCUGUCCUGUUUUGUGUUCUCCUGUACAGUUAUUUACACUUUAUGGCACACUCUUUGUAAAUACUUAAAGAUAUAGGCAAUUAGAAGCCUAUCAUGAAUAAAAUUUGGGCCACUGGUGUUUGUAAAUGAAAAUAAGUUUCAGUUUAUUUAUUGCCCGUAAUAUGUCUUGGACCAUAAAACGAUAAAUAUCAUUGUAUAUGGGGCUGGAGAGAGAGUACAGGUGAGGGUUGGGGUUAGUCCUGGCACUGCGUGUGUAUGGUUCCUGAGAACCAUCAGGAGGAAUCUCUGAGCACAGGGCUUGGAGUAAGCCCUGAGCACUGCUGGGGUGACCUCAAGCCCAAUAUAUAUAAUAAUAAUCAUCAUUAUUAGAGGAAUUGUUCUGGUAUUCCCUGCCCUCACCCAGCAACCUUGAGGUAAUAGUCCCGAGUCCCAUCUCUUGCUCUGUCACUCAGACAGGAACUGCCGAAACCUGGAACAUUUGUUUCUUCACUAAGAAAUCCUUAGAUGUCUGCCCUCAGCGAUCUCCAAAUCACUGUGGCUCAAUCCUACCACGAACUUGCAUACACCGUUUUUCUUGGCCGUCUCUCCGCCCUCUACGACACACACACACCAUCUCAGUGCUGAAAUCUUGCUUAUAGAGUUUUUUGUAUUUAGACACUUAUAGAUUGCCUAAAUCAAAUUGCACCUUCCUCUUCUCUGCCUUACAGCCCCCAGUCUUCUCUGCUCUCACCUGUUUUGGUUUGUAUUGCGUACUUACAUGACAUAUAACUCAGUUAUUGGUCCUUAGCCUUACGUUAGCUGUGAAGACACUAACUCUAUUUAUACCAUGUGCAGUAUUAGCAUUUGUCCCGUCCCGUGGGACUUGUUCAACGUGGGUAACCGGGAGAGGGUGCGAGAGUGAAAAGGAGACAGACGCAAGGAGAAAGAGACAGACACAGACAGACACAAGAAUGGGAGAAAGCUCCAACUUUAUUUCUCUUAAGCUAGUCUUUUAUAAUUGAUUAUAUGAGGACGUGGGCAGAAUGGGAGAAUAGCAAAGAAUGCAAAUGUUAAAUGAAACUGGAUGUGGGCCCUGGUGGCAGUUUCCCUGGGCAUUGUUCUGCAACCUUUCCCAAGAAGCGGUUGUUCCUAGCUACAGGUCAGUUUGUACUGACAUAUUGGUGCCCAGGCAUAAGUUUCUGGCCAUUCCCAGGCAUGGGUUUCUGGCUGUUCCCAGGCAUUGGUUCCCGGCAAGCAUUCACAGACAGCGUUCAAUAAUAGUUGUGAAAUCAAUAGCUAUUUUUGUUUUUGCUUGGGGCAGAGAGGGAAACUCAAGCUACAGAGCCCUGGCAGCCAAAGACAUCCAGAACCCAGCCACAGCCACGCUCAAGGCCACUCUCCACAUGUUCGGAGGAGCCUCACAUAUGAAGGAACUGGCAGAGAACCCAGGUGUGCAGGACCCUGGGCUGAGAUCUCCAAGCCUGUUCGGAUCAGGACUGGGCCUCCUUCACCAGGAAGCCCCAUUUUUCCAGUAUCCAGUAGCUUGGCAGCCACACCCACAAACUUCCUCUCGUUCCCUCCCUUCCACCCCACCCUCCAUAAUCCCAUCAAUGGCCAAGAUCCAGAGACUAAAACAAUACUCCCGGAAGACUUUUAUAGCCUAGUUCUCCCUCUCAGAGAACCUGGCAAGGUACCGAGAACAUCCUGCACACAUGGCAGAGCCUGGCAAGCUCUCCGUGGUGUAUUUGAUAUGCCAAAUACAGUAACAAUGAUGGGUCUCAUUCCCCUUACCCAGAAAGAGCCUCUAUGUGGCACCGCUGGGAAGAACGAGUAAAGAGAGGCUGCUAAAAAUCUCAGGUCUAGGACAAAUGGAGACGUUACUGGUACCUGCUCGAGAAAAUUGAUGAUCAACAAGAUGACAGUGAUACAGUGAUAGAGUGAGUUUUGUUUUUAAAACUUUGUUUUAAAUCUAUGAUCAAAUAAUAGAUACUGAAGAUUUGCCUUCUAUUCAGAAGCAAAUACACAACUUGGCCAAAGUAUAAAACAGUUUCUAGACAUUAUACAAUGGGCGGCACUAGGUUGUGAUUCUGGAAAGAGAAAACAUUUCAGCUGCCCACCUCACCAUCAGGGAAGGGCAUGGAGUCCUCUAGUCUUAGUGAUGGGAGGAGCCUGUUGGGAUGAGGCUUGGAACUGGGGGAGGGAGAGAGAGAGACAGAGAGAGAUAGAGACAGAACAUAAGACUUGCAGAGAUCCUUUCAAGUUCAAUGUUUUCAAAUAUAUUAAUUUUUUUCUUUGUUUUGAGUAAUAGGAUGAGGAUUUAAGCUAACUUGAGAAAAAUUUUGAUUUAAAGAGGUGACUGAGGUAGUUCCUAAUCCAAGGAAAUGCUGAAUAUGCAAAUCAAAGUCUCAAAAUGCAAAUGAAGGCUCCUAAUGCUCCCUCUUCUAAGAUGCAGACUGUGGGUUAAAUAAGCAACUAUCACCUGGAGCAAGUUGCUAUUCUGCUCAAAAGUGAAAUUGCAUCACUGGGAUGUUUGAGCUGCUGAGACUGGCUCAGUGACUAGCCCCACAGCCAGCCACUGGAACUGAAACACAGGAGGAAGGUUUGCUGUAACCAUUAUUGUGCUCCUUCCUGGAAAAGGGAAUGAAUGGACACUGAUCUUAAGCAAUAGAUGUUCAUUCAGCGACUGUCCGUUUAGUUCCAAACUACAGCAUUUUCUCAUCCUUGGAAAACACAACCUGAGUACUGUUUGUUUUAUUUAGUAGAAAUUGAAGUGGGAAAUAAUUUAUAUCCCACAGCAGUAUGUCUCCUACUAAAACAAAUUGGAUAAUGUGUCAAAGUUAGUAAUUCGAAGAAGAAGAAGAAGAAGAAGAAAAAAGGAAGCUGCGACUAAUAGGGACAUCUGGGACCAUUAUUACAUUUACAGCCCCGGGGAACAAAUUGGUGAAAUGUUGGUCGCGUUUUUUUCAUCUCUUGACUUUCUUCUCCGUGUCUCCUUAAUUUAAGACAGAUAUUAGUGUUUUUACUGGAGAAAGCAUUUUGUAAAAUGGCAAAAAACACUCCUCCAACUUCAAAUUCACUUUUCUUAAUUUGUUUCUUAGCUUACUGGAAGUUUUAUGGCAUUAUAUAGAUGCUACUUGAAUUAUUUUCAGAAGAAAAAGACAGUAUACAUUAAGGGAGUAUAGACAGGGUCAAGCAUAGAUCUGAUUAUGAAUUAUUUUCCUGAAUUUCUAACAUUCACAAACUAUUGAAGGUUAUACAUGCAUUGUCAUUUAUGCUAUCAGUAGAAUUGAGCAGAGAGAAAAAAUUCCUCCACUUUAGGCUUCUCUAUGGAGCACCAUAUGCAUUAGAUUGCAAGCAUGUGUUUAAUUAUUUUAUUAUAUGUAAUAUAACUAUAAAUACACAAAUGGGUGUGGUUAGGCUACAUGUACUUAAGUGCAGAUUACCCAUGCUCACAGUAUUGAUAUAUCUGCCUUCAAUACUCUUUUUGUUUGUUUUUGGGCCACACCCAGUGAUGCUUUCUCAUGGCUACAGCUUACAUGAAAUAUACUUAUUACAGAUUUUCAGUCUCAAGCUAUAUUUGUGCUUAAAUCAAUAGUGAGUUUUGUCAAUAGUAUUCAGUUGGAUAUUACUUUUUAAUCUUCUUACUAAUAUCUGUCCUUCAACUGGGAAGUUAAUCAUUCACAUUUAGUGUAGUUAUUGUACCCGUAAUUUUCCUGUUUGUUUUCUAUGUCUCAUUCUGCUUUUUAAAAAAUUUCUUCAUUGCUUCUUUAAAGAAGUUAACAGAUACAUGCUAAAGCAUAUAUUCUGUGCACUGCAGCACUGUCGUCCUGUUGUUGGAUUUGCUAGAGUGGGCACCAGUAAUGUCUCCAUUGUGAGACUUGUUGUUACUGUUUUGGCCUAUUGAAUACUCCACUGGUAGCUUGCCAGGCUCUGUCGUGUGGGUGGGAUACUCUUGGUAGCUUGCUGGGCUCUGAGACGAACGGAGGAAUUGAACCUGGGUCAGCUGCGUACAAAACAAAUGCCCUACCCACUGUGCUAUCGCUCCUAUUUUAAUUGCUUUGUACUUACAUACAUAAUUUUGCGUUAACUUUUAUUGUGAUUUUGGGGGUGAUUACAAGUAAUACCUUAGUUUAUAACAAGCCAUCUCAGAUAAAUAUAAUUUCAGUAGUGUGCAAUAACUUUACUCUUGUUCCUAUUAUUUCCACCUCAUUUUUAUGCUGUGUAAAUUAUAUAUUUAUACAUAUGUACAUAUCAGCAGAUAUAUAUAUAUAUAUAGUUAUUGCAUGAUACACUUGUAUUUUAAGCCAAAUUUGAAAAAAAUUGUGUUGCCAACAAAAAGUACCUUACAUCUUUUAUGGCUGUCUAUGCAGUUACCUUACCUGGUGGUCUUAUUAUUAUUAUUAUUUUAUGUGGGUUCAAAUGACUGUCCCCCAUAUGCAAGAUUCCUUUCUUUAGCAUGUCUUAGGGGGUAGUUCUGCUAGCAUUGAACUACCUCAGGCAUGAUCUGGAAACACCUUAAGUUCUCUAUCAUUUAAAAAAAAAUAGCUCUUUGGGUUAUUUUGGGAUACUUUGGAUUAUUUUGUUUGUUUGUUUGGGGGCUACACCGGUGAUGCUGAGGGGUUACCCCUGGCUCUGCACUCAGGAAUCACUCUUGGCAGUGCUCGAGGGAUCGUGUGUACUGCAGGGAUUGAACCCGGGAUGGCGGUGUGCAAGGCAAGCGCCCUAUCUGCCAUACUGUCUCUCCAGUCCUCUGCUGGGUAUACUUGCUUGAUAGUGUUCUGUUCAGUAUCCAGAACAUAUUAUUCCUAAAGCUCCUGGAUCCAAAAUGUAUUGUAUAAAACAAAAUAUCCUACAUGACGGGUUGUGUGCCUUUUAUAUGAGUCCAUAGUUAAAAUUUAUGUUUCCACCCAGCAAUAGUGCUUCUGGGAAUAUACCUUAGGGGCCCAAAAACAUACAAAAGAAACACCAUCUGGACUCCUAUGAUCAUUGCAGCACUAUUUACCAUAGCUGGAAUAUGGAAACAACCUGAGUGCCUGAGAACAGACGAAUGGACAAAGAAACUAUGGCGCCUUUACACAAUGGAAUACUAUGCAGCUAUUAGGAAAAAUGAAGUCAUGAAAUUUGCCUAUAAAUGGAUGGACAUGGAGUAUCAUGCUCAGUGAAAUGAGUCAGAAGGAGAGGGACAGAUAUAGAAUGACCACAUUUAUUUGUGAAAUAUAAAAAUAUAUGGUAGAAAAUUAAUAUCUAUGGCCAGGGAAAACAGGGGCUAGAAGGACUGGUCAAUGGUUGGAACUAACUACAAGUGAGUUUGGGGCUGAGGCUAGGUAAGAUAGAGAAGAGACCAGUAUGGCAGUAAUAGAGUGGCAUGAUCACACUGGACAAGAUCUGAGGGUUGAAAGUAGGUAAAGGGAUAUUCUUGAUAACCUUUCAGUAUCAAUAUUGCAAACCACAAUGCCCAAAAGGAGAGAGAGAGAGAGAGAGAGAGAGAGAGAGAGA
Messenger RNA from Sorex araneus (European shrew), 7259 nucleotides. RefSeq names its product charged multivesicular body protein 4C (gene CHMP4C). Gene Ontology annotation, cellular component: cytoplasmic side of plasma membrane; ESCRT III complex; multivesicular body. Lineage: Eukaryota; Metazoa; Chordata; Mammalia; Eulipotyphla; Soricidae. The record is from RefSeq and is a predicted model, not a curated record. The coding region runs from base 130 to 831 and encodes 233 amino acids. Gene Ontology annotation, biological process: late endosome to vacuole transport via multivesicular body sorting pathway; vesicle budding from membrane. The transcript is spliced from 5 exons.